AUGACGAACACUGGCGGCAGCGGCGAUAAGGGUGUCUCCAAAAACCCUCAAUCACCUACUCCCGCCCCUCCUCCUACUUCCCAAAAUCCCACUACUCCUACUAGUGGGACUCAAGUGAACCCCACCGCUGGCACCGGGAUUUCCACCAGACUCGGUGCCAGUGAUGGUGGCAGUAGCGCUAGCGCUAGCGCUGGGAUUCCCACCAGACCCGGUGGCAGUGCCGGUGGAAGCAGCGCCAGCGUUGUAGUCAAUGUUGCUGUUGCUACUCCGAGGAAGAGAGGAAGCACGUUGGUUGCGGGGGAAGGAUCGUCAAGAAGAGGGAUGGGUGCGGCCAACCAAACCCGUAGUGUGAGGCCGAAUGUUCCUCUACUGAUUGCAACCCCACCUGCUGCACCGGCGAAUCCUCCUCCUCCUCCUCCUCAGCCGGAGAACACAUGCGUGGUGUGUCACAAAGACUUCCAUUCGGUUAAAGCUUUGUUCGGGCACAUGAAUUCACAUCCUAACCGUGGGUGGAAAGGUGUGUAUCCUCCUCCUACUUUUAACAGGGAGGAGUUUGCUGAUCUGCAGGCGCAAAUGCAACAAGAAGAAGAAGAAGAAGAAGUUGCCGGAAAUGCUGGCGACCCAGCGGUGGAAGAAGCACCUUCCGAAAGGCGCGACGUAGUCCCUGAUCUUAAUGUGGCUGAACCCGCGGUAGGGGAAGGAUAUCGUUUGCCAGAUUUGAAUUUGCCACCACCAGCAGAGAAUUAA
This is a messenger RNA of Nicotiana tabacum (common tobacco), 747 nucleotides long. Lineage: Eukaryota; Viridiplantae; Streptophyta; Magnoliopsida; Solanales; Solanaceae. The record is from RefSeq and is a predicted model, not a curated record.